Molecule: messenger RNA, 2871 nt
Organism: Trachemys scripta elegans
Lineage: Eukaryota; Metazoa; Chordata; Testudines; Emydidae
Product: zinc finger protein RFP-like
Exons: 7
Coding region: 36-1487 (483 amino acids)
Molecular function (GO): protein binding; zinc ion binding
Source: RefSeq, a predicted model, not a curated record
CGAAAUUUACCCUGUUACUCUGCCCAGAGGGAGCCAUGGCUGCAGUGAACCCUGUGGAAAGUCUCCAGGAGGAAGCUACAUGUCCCGUCUGUCUGGAGUAUUUCACAGAACCUGUCACUCUGGAGUGUGGGCACAAUUUCUGCAGAGCCUGCAUCAGCCAGUGCUGGGAGGGAUCUGAUACGGCCAUCUCCUGCCCUCAGUGCAGAGAAACUGUGCAACAGAGAAACCUCAGGCCGAACAGGCAGCUGGCAAAUGUCCUAGAAAUUGCCAAGCGGCUGAGUUUACAGGCAGCAAAAGGAGCAGGAGGGGACGGGGUGUGUGAGAGACACCAGGAGGCUCUGAAACUGUUCUGUGAAGAUGAUCAAACUCCCAUCUGUGUGAUCUGCAGAGAGUCCCAGGCUCACAGAGCUCACACUGUGGUUCCCAUAGAGGAGGCUGCCCAGAAGUACAAGGAAAAAAUCCAGGCCCAUUUGAAGGCUCUGCGGGAAGAGAGAGAAAAGCUGCUGGGAUUUAAAGUGACUGGAGAGGGGAAAAGCCAGGAGUAUCUGAAACAAACACAAACCGAGAGGCAGAAGAUUGUGUCUGAAUUUCAGCAACUGCGGCGGUUCCUGGAGGAACAAGAGCGACUCCUGCUGGCCCAGCUGGAAAAGCUGGACGAGGAGAUUGUGAGGAUCCAGAAUGAAAAUGUCAGUAAACUCUUAGAGGAGAUUUCCUGUCUCAGUGAGCUGAUCAGUGAGAUGGAGGGGAAGUGUCAGAAGCCAGCGAGUGAAUUCCUGCAGGAUGUCAGAAGCACCUUGAGCAGGUGGGAGAAGGAGAAGUUCCAGCCUCCAGAGGAGAUUUCUCCUGAACUGGAAGAGCAAGUCAGUGGUUUCUCCCAGAAAACUAUUGCGCUAUCGGAGGCUCUGAGGAAGUUGAAAGACACUCUGCCGUCUGCACUGGAGAGAAAAAGAGGGAAAUACCUACGAGCACACAGACAGGCGAAUAUGACUCUGGAUCCAGACACGGCUCAUCCCCAACUCGUCCUGUCUGAGGAUCGGAAAAGUGUGAGACUGGGAGACACACGGCAGCGACUGCCCAACAAUCCUGAGAGAUUUGACACUGAGCCCUGGGUGCUGGGCUGUGAGGGAUUCACCUCAGGGAGACAUUGCUGGGAGGUGGAGGUGGGGAGUGGGCGAUACUGGGCCGUGGGGGUGGCCAGAGAGUCUGUGGGGAGGAAGGGAGAGAUCAGCCUUAGCCCAGAGGGGGGGAUCUGGGCUGUGGGGUUGGCGGGUCAGUUCUGGGCUCACACCUCCCCUGUGACCCUCCUGCCCCUAAGCCGGGUCCCCAGCAGGAUCCGGGUUUGUCUGGACUUUGACCGGGGGCAGGUGACAUUUAUCGAUGCUGGUGACGAGGCCCCGAUCUUCACUUUCCCGCUGGGCUCCGUCCCUGGGGAGAGAAUCCGACCCUGGCUCCGGGUGUGGAGAUCCCAGCUCAGACUGUGUUCCUGAGACCCGGGGGGAGAAUAUUCCACUGGGGACCCUGAGAUCAGCCUCUCUAGCCUCACACACCCUAGGUUGCUUCCGGUUUCAACACUGCACCGUCUGAACUGUCAAACCAUAGAGAGCGUUGAGUGAGCGAGGUAGAGAAGCCGAUCUCAUCACUGCCCCAGGGAUUGUGCAGCCUGUUUGCCACUGUCCUCUGUGAGCCAGGAGGACUCUGGGGAUCCUGGGUCAGACAGUGCCACUGAGACAUGGGGUGGAACAGCCCACUGGGAAUGAAACAAUGGGCUUCUUAGCCACAGUCAUCCUAGCCCCUAUGGCCUGGAAGACUCCUGUCUACUCAACCCUCUGGUAUCUUAGCUCUAUGGCCCCUGGAAGCUCCUCCCCCUCCCUCUGUGCAGAAUCAGAGGACCCCUGGAGCUGCAGGAGGAGCAGAGGGGCCCUGAGGGACAGAUGUGGGGGCUGCAGGGUCAAAACUGAAGGAGGGGCUGGGGGCAGAAGUGAUGUGGGGUAGAAUUAACAGCCGGGCUGGGGACAGGCAGAUGUGGGGGUGGCAGGGACACAGAAUUAAUUGGGGUUUUGGGGAGAAGCUGGAGGCUCUGCACCAGCAGGGAUACUAGCAGAGGGAGAGCCAGGGACUGGGGAGUGUGCAUUCAUCCCAAUAUCCAGUAGAAAUGAAUGGCUAGCAUAGACAAGUCCUACAUUGAUAGAGAGGCAGGCAGUUAAGGCAACAAAGAAUUCUUCCCUUGACCUAUCUGCGUCUACAUCGGGGUUAGAUCGACCUAACUACAUCGCACAGGGUGUGACAUUUUUCACGGCUCUGAGCAGUGUAGCUAGGCUGACCUAAGGUUUAGGUGUGGACUGGGCCUCAGGAUGAACAAGGGUAUAUCUACACUACAGUGACUAGAGCGGCACAGCUACAACGCUACAGCUGUGUCCCUGAAGUGCCGUAGUGUAGAUGCUUCCUACAUUGACAGAAUUGUUUUUUCCAUCGCUCUAGCUAAUCCCUCUUUCUGAGAGGCCAUAGCCAGGUCACCAGAGGAAUUCCAUUGUCAGCACCAGGGGCUAGGUCGAUCUAGCUGUGGCACUCAGAUCACACAAUGUUUCACAGCCCUGAGUGAUGUCACCAGGUUGAUCUUAGUGUUAGGUGUAGAGCAGGCCCUCUGAGGGACUGGCUGGAAGUUUGGUGUGUGUGUGAGGCAGAAAGCCAAGAGAAGCAGUCGUGAGUGUGAUCUCGGGAGAACAGAGAGACAGAAGUUGCUUCAGGCACAGGGUUCCCUAGGAAUGCCGACAUGGAGUUCUGAGUAAGGAAACUGCCGGCUGCUGUUUGUUUGUACCGGGCACAGGAAUGUGUGGACAUUAUUCAUAAAUAAUAAAGAUUGCACCAAAGAAA